AUUGCAAAAGGAAAGUUUAGAACUCAACCAGUGACUGUACAUACUUUUCAUUGAAUUCAACCAAAGCAUUUUUAACCUCACUUUUUGUUUGAAAUUUGAGGUAUAUCUGAGUGUGUAUGCAUUCUGAAAUGAGGCAUAUGUGAAAAGAGGGCAGUUGGAGUUUAUCAUCGUUGACGGUUUCGGAACAUCUUCACAAUGAUUCACGAAGCACUGUUUUAUUUGUGGAAUUGCCCUGGUGAUCUUUUCAAAACUAAUAAGAAAGAUGAUUGGAUUAAUUCUGUAAGUAUACAAGAUUUUCUACAUCCUGCUGAAAGAGAGUUAUUACAAAGAAUUAUGACGAUUGCUUUAAAUUACCACGAAAUUGAAGACUUCAGGAAAACAGUAGAAAAUCAACAUAUUUUUGCAUACGACAACCAUAUCACUGAUGAUAAUGUAAGUAAUGAAAUCAAGCCUGGACUGUACGUUAAAGCAUUUUGCAACGGUGUUGAUACUGUCCUGGAAAGUUAUCGCAAUGAGAUUGUAAACUUGGAGGAUGUGAUUUUAAAAAAUCCACAAUUGUCACUGACGUUUGUGCUUAGCUCAGUCGAAAAGUAUGUUACGCUUUUUAAAACACUGAAACAAAUGAUUCAGUUAAUAAAAAGCGAAAAAAUUCACGGUUGUCCAUUGAUUGGGAAGUUACAAUCGUAUAUUGAUAGCGGCAUUGAUGCCAUUACGGAACCUACACUGAAAAUAAUCCUAUCUGUCAACACUGUUUUUUAUAAGCACUUGUGCAACUGGAUUGUUUAUGGAGAUCUAAUUGAUAAUUGCAAUGAAUUUUUUAUAUGCGAUGCCAAUUGUGCAGAUGAAAAUUUUCUCUAUCCCGACCAAUUGAAAGAAAGUGAUGGUUUGAAGAAAGACAGCUACUUUGAUAUAGAUUUCUCAAAAAAACAUAAAGUGAAGAGACCAUGCGAAGUGCGUAAAUUUUAUUUAAAAAAAGACAUGGUUCCGAUAAAUAUAUCUAUGGAAACUGCGGAAACAAUUCUAUUUCUUGGUCAGAUAGUGUGGAUAAUACGGAAUGAUCCAAAAACGUAUUUUGAUGAUAAAUUCCAACUAAAGUUUAAAAGAGACAUGUGGGACGGCACAGAUGUAGAAUACUACAGAAAAUUACAGUCACUCGAAAAUGUUCCGUUUAAUUCGAACGUAUUCGAUAAGACUAUCGAAGAAUGCAGACUAAAACUAACCAAAUACUUGUGGAAAAUAAUGAUUGACGAAGCAAAAUUAUUGGAUCAUCUACAAUUAAUAAGAGAUUACUAUGCACUAGGAAGAGGAGAACUAUUCCAACAGUUUAUUGUUCUAGCUGAAGAUCAUAUAAAGGAUAUUACAAAUGAGCAUAUCUUAACAAAUUUGAAUUUUAUUUUCUCUGAGACUGCUAGGAAAUUGUACACUGAGAAUGACAAAUCAUAUUUGUCUUUCGAAUUAACAUUGCCAAAACCCCUUGUAAAGUCCAAUAAUUCGAGUCCUUGGAGUCGCCUUGAAAUCAAUUUUAAUGUCAGCUGGCCAUUACACAUAUUAUUCCAUCCAACAGCUAUGGGUUUUUACAACAAACUUUUUUGCUUUCUUUUAAAAGUGAAGAAAACCCAUAUUGAUCUGCAUAAAAUAUGGCUGUUCCAUAUGGAAGGAAAACAUAAAAUAGAUCCAGCAGUGUGGACACUACGUAACAAUUUAAUGUACAUUGUAAAUAACCUACAGUAUUACCUACAAGUGGAUGUAAUCGAGGCGCGCUUUGCAAUUUUGAAGUCGGCUAUACAGGAUGCUAACGAAUUUGAAGAUAUUAUUCGUCUACAUUCAGAAUUUUUAAAGAAUCUACUACAUGAGACUUUUGUAAUGACAGCAUAUAAAGAUUCUGAACUGAAAUGCAAGCAUACAUUAUAUCAAGUACCAGCACUUAAACAGGAAAAAAAUAGCAUGGUGUAUGAAACAAUAUUGCAAAUCCUGAGUGUUUGUGACAAGUUCUGUUCUCUAGUGAAAAACUGGCAAAGUGAUCUUACAGAAGUGGAUCUACAAAAACUGUCAAAAUUAAAAACUGAAAGUGAGAGUUUGAUAGAAAUGUUGUUGCAUGUGUUGUAUUCAUUGCAUCAAAAAUCAUCCGGUCAACAUUUAUUACAAUUACUCCAUCACAUUGAUUACAAUCGUUGGUUCUCCAAAAAUAUUGUAAAUUUAAAUUUAACUGUUUCUUAAUAAAUAUGUCUCUCUUUAC
Messenger RNA from Photinus pyralis (common eastern firefly), 2236 nucleotides. RefSeq names its product gamma-tubulin complex component 4-like. Lineage: Eukaryota; Metazoa; Arthropoda; Insecta; Coleoptera; Lampyridae. Gene Ontology annotation, cellular component: equatorial microtubule organizing center; gamma-tubulin complex; spindle pole. The transcript is spliced from 11 exons. The coding region runs from base 196 to 2217 and encodes 673 amino acids. Gene Ontology annotation, molecular function: microtubule minus-end binding; gamma-tubulin binding. The record is from RefSeq and is a predicted model, not a curated record. Gene Ontology annotation, biological process: microtubule nucleation; mitotic cell cycle; spindle assembly.